Messenger RNA from Theobroma umbraticum, 670 nucleotides. Its product is annotated as actin-depolymerizing factor 7. Gene Ontology annotation, biological process: actin filament depolymerization. The record is from RefSeq and is a predicted model, not a curated record. NCBI's taxonomy places the organism in Eukaryota, Viridiplantae, Streptophyta, Magnoliopsida, Malvales, Malvaceae. Gene Ontology annotation, cellular component: actin cytoskeleton. Gene Ontology annotation, molecular function: zinc ion binding; nucleic acid binding; actin binding.
GGCCAAAGUCACCGAUUCAGUGCAACUUUCCAGGGCCAAUAUUGUUUCAUAUCAUGUUAGAAAAGGCGAACUCGGCAUCUGGAAUGGCUGUGCAUGAUGAAUGUAAGCUGAAAUUUUUGGAGCUAAAAGCAAAGAGGAACUACCGGUUCAUCGUUUUCAAGAUUCAGGACCAACAGGUGGUGGUAGACAAGGUCGGCAGCCCUCAAGAAACCUAUGAUGAUUUCCAGGCUUCUCUGCCAGCCGAUGAGUGCCGCUAUGCUGUCUUUGAUUUUGAUUUCAUUACUAGUGAGAACUGUCAGAAAAGCAAAAUUUUCUUCAUUGCAUGGUCUCCCGAUACAUCAAAGGUGAGAAGUAAGAUGGUGUAUGCCAGCUCUAAAGACAGAUUCAAGAGGGAAUUGGAUGGCAUUCAAGUGGAGUUGCAGGCAACAGAUCCUAGUGAAAUGAGCUUUGACAUUAUAAAAGGCCGGGCGCUGUAAACGCUACUCCUGCGUUUCUAUUCUCCAAACAUUCACCCAGUCCUGAGCAUUACGUUUUGUGAGCAUUGUUUAUUUGUACUUUUAAGAAAUUUUCCUCUUAAACAUUUUCAUUUUUUGCUGUGUGGGUUUUACAAUUUGACUGUGUAGUUUGAAUGUACUAAUAUUAUCCAUCCCUCUUAUGCUAAAUACUUUUU